Messenger RNA from Babesia bovis T2Bo, 3213 nucleotides. RefSeq names its product PRP1 splicing factor N-terminal family protein. Gene Ontology annotation, molecular function: protein binding. Gene Ontology annotation, cellular component: U4/U6 x U5 tri-snRNP complex; catalytic step 2 spliceosome. Gene Ontology annotation, biological process: mRNA splicing, via spliceosome; spliceosomal tri-snRNP complex assembly. The coding region runs from base 46 to 3168 and encodes 1040 amino acids. The record is from RefSeq and is a predicted model, not a curated record. NCBI's taxonomy places the organism in Eukaryota, Apicomplexa, Aconoidasida, Piroplasmida, Babesiidae. The transcript has 4 exons.
GUUUUACAUAUUCGCUUUGUGCCAUGUAGAGAUUCCAUUGUAAAAAUGUCGCUUUUGCCGGGAGCACGUAAGUUUAUACCAUCGGCUAAUGAGCCUGCACAUUACGCUCCUGGAGCUGGUCGAGGUGCCACAGCAUUCACUACUAGAGCGGAUUUUGGCUAUUCAUCGGUAUCUUCUGCAGAUCCAUUCGGUAAAGCACCCGAGGGUUAUAUUCCUGGACGUGGUAGGGGCGCAACAAGUUUUGCUGGUGGUGUAUCGCGUGACGAUGUCAGCGAAGCAGUAGAUUUGACUGUGGUUGGAGGGGAGGAUUCAUUAAACCUCGAGAACGAACAGUUAUUCAAAGAUGCAGAAUACGAUGACGAGGAUAGAGAGGCAGAUCUCAUAUAUGACUUUAUUGACAAUCGUAUGGAUGAGCGUAGGCGCUCGAGACGUGAAUCGCAGAUUAGAACAGAGGUUAAUAAACAUCGUGCUGACAAGCCCACUAUACAUCAGCAACUCGCACCGUUAAAGCGUGAUUUAAAAAACCUAUCGCUUGAAGAAUGGGAAUCCAUACCUUCCAUAGGUGACUAUUCCUUUAAGCGAAAACAACAAAACAAACGCCAACAUCAGUAUACUGCGGCACCAGACUCGUUAUUAUACUCAGCCAAGGUCCAUAUGCAAUCUGAGAGCAGUAUAGGUACAUCAACGCCUUUAGGUUUUUCUACACCAUUAGGUAUUAUGGGUGGUAGUGCAACACCAUCAGGUGUACGCUCUUCCUUGAUCAGUGCUACAUCUGGUGAUACAAGUUCAUUGAAUGAUCUUGGUGAAGCCAGGGGUGCUGUUUUAUCUAUCACAUUGGAUAAAGUUAUGGAUAACAUCAGCGGUCAAACGGUCGUUGACCCCAAGGGUUACCUAACGGAUCUAAACUCCAUGAACAUUAAAAGCGAUAGUGACAUAGCCGAUAUAAAGAAAGCACGAAAACUUCUAAAGUCAGUGAUUGCUACGAACCCUAACCACGCUCCCGGUUGGAUAGCAGCAGCCCGUAUUGAGGAGUUGGCGGGCAAAAUCUCGAGUGCCCGGGAAAUUAUCGCACAGGCCUGUGAAAAGUGUGGCGACCGAGAAGACGUUUGGUUGGAAGCAGCUCGUUUGGAGAAGCCAGAGUACGCUAAAGCCGUAUUGGCAAAGGCUGUUCGCAUGGUUCCGCAGUCAGUCAAAAUAUGGGUUGAAGCCGCGCGGCGUGAAUCAAACGUCAACGAUAAACGUCGUAUUCUACGGAAGGCCCUUGAGUUCAUUCCUAAUUCAGUCAGGCUGUGGAAGGAUGCUAUAUCGUUGGAAGACGAAACAGAUGCAUAUGUCAUGCUCAAGCGUGCGGUAGAAUGCGUUCCCGAUUCCGUGGAUCUUUGGUUGGCUCUAGCCAGGCUAUGUUCAUAUCAAGAGGCGCAGAAGGUGCUCAACGAGGCGCGUAAGCAUCUACCAACAAAUGCAGAUAUUUGGAUUACUGCUGCUAAACUCGAGGAAUCAAACGGUAACCAGCAGAUGGUUGAGAAAAUCAUAUCACGUGGUUUGGAUAAUCUCAGCAAAAAGGGGGUUAUACAUGUCCGUAGCAACUGGUUAAAACAGGCUGAGCAGUGUGAGGAAAACAAUUUUGUACAGACGGCACAAGCAAUUAUUAAGUGCACCAUGAACAUCGGCUUAGAUCCGGCCUUGCUUAAGGAGACAUGGCUAGAAGAUGGUGAGCGCAUGGAAGAAAAAAAACUGUUCGCGUGUGCACGUGCAAUAUAUCGGAGUGCCCUGGAACAAAUGAAAACGAAAAAGUCAUUGUGGCUGGCUUUGGCAGAGCUUGAGACCAGACAUGGCAAACCAGAGGACGUUGAUGACGUACUAUCACAGGCUACCAAGUACUGUCCUAAUUCCGAUAUAUUGUGGUUAAUGGCAGCAAAACAUAAGUGGAUACAGGGCGAUGUAGAAAGUGCAAGAGCUAUACUGGCGGAUGCCUAUUCCAAAAACAUGGAUGUUGAAUCAAUCUCAUUAGCCGCUGUUAAAUUAGAGCGAGAACAUGAUGAAUUUGAACGUGCCCGAGCAUUGCUGGAGAGAUCUAGGAAGCAAUGUGGCACACGGAAGAUAUGGAUGCAAAGUAUUCAGCUCGAGCGCCAGCUGGGUAAUUAUUCAGUGGCUAUCGACCUUUGUGACCAGGCGUUGGAAAUCCAUCCGUACUUUGACAAACUGUGGAUGAUUGCAGGUCAACUACGUUUAGAAUUGCCAGAACCAGAUGUAGCAACGGCGAUUAACAUAUUUAAAGACGGUGCUGACCAAUGCCCAUGGAGUGUUGGCCUCUGGUUACUUGCUUUAGAGUCACUGGUGCGUGACAAUGAACAUGCUAAAGCACGGGCACUCGUAGAUGCUGCUAAAACAAAGAUACGGUGCAUUUUAGGCCCACGCCUUAAGCAUACAGAACAAGUUGCUACAGUGAAUACUAAAAAGUUAUCCCCUACAGAGUUGCUCCGCUUAGCAAGGGCAUAUGGAGACAUUCCCGCUGCGACAACAACAUCCAUGCAGGAGGAAGAAGAAUUGAUUGAAUCGCUAUGCCAGAAUAUACUUAAAAGCUGUGACCUUUUGUGGCUCCGUGCAGUUGAUAUAGAACUUGAAUCUGGCAACGCUGGUAACGCCUAUUUUAUGAUGUCCUCGUCUUUACAGGAGUUCCCCGAUUCCGGUAAUUUAUGGGCGAGAGCCAUCUUUUUAGAGGAGCGCAACGCUCAAAACUCUAAGGCAGUCGACGCACUCAAUCAAUGUUCGAAUUCACCAUUGGUUGUGAUGGCAGCUGCGAAGUUGUUUUGGCGUGAUGGCAAGGUAUUAAAAACCCGUAAAUGGUUCAAGCGUGCCUUGGCCAUAGAGGAAUCCAAUGGUGUCAUUUGGGGCACAUUCCUUGCAUUUGAGUUGGACAGUGGUGACAACGAUGCCAUAAAGGAUGUUAUUAACGGAUGCACUAAAGCUGAGCCAAGCACGGGUUACGACUGGUGCCGUGUAGUCAAACGCGUCGUUAAUUGGCGAUUAACAUGGCCUCACAAGAUGUACAAAUUUGUUGAAGAACAUUACAACGAUAUAUUAACUAAAGCUCUAGAGAAACUGCCCGAUGACAUUAAAGCAGUCCUUGUGCCAGAUCAAUCAAAAGCUGGAAUCGAUGGCUCUUAACAGAUGCAAUCAGUUAAUCAUUGAGUAUAGUAUUAAAAUAAGAUC